UUCUCGCUUUCCACCAAUCUUAUUCCAACUUUUUUUUUCUUUAUUUCCAUCAAUAACUACCGACACCACACUUUUCAAUAUGACUCCCUUUACUGUCUUACCAGCUACUUGCGAACUUUGUGGAAACUGGCUUCCUCAGCAUCAGUCUUCCUGUCCAAGAAAUGGCGUUCAUCCAUCGCAGUGGACAGCCUCUCGAUUUAACGACGAUCCAGUAACGGAAACUAUGCGAUACCCAUCAAGCUUACACGAUGUCCAUGACGACGAUAGCUGCCAUACCUACUAUUCCGAUGAUUUCUCAUUUUUGACACCUGAUUCUGAAUCUGAAAAUCAUCGUAUUUCCCUUUCAGCACCUUACCUAUCAUGAAAGCCGGUCUCUCCUCUCUAUACAAGAUGCCCCUCCUCUAUCUUUUGAUACCCCUCCGUUUUGGUUCUCAUGGGAUUUAGCUAUUCAUUAUUUUCUUUAUGGUGAAAUGUAUCCAGUAUGAUGCUCUUUUUUUUUGGUCCCUUCUUCCACCAGUCCCCGCAUUUCCCUUGUCAUCCCACACGAGCCAAUACGGAAUCGUUUUUUGUGUUUUGUUUCUUAUGCCGAUUUGCUGGCCAUCGGUCUUUUUGCUUUUUUCCAUAAGCCAUAUCUUGUCGUCUCUUUUUUUUUUUCAUAAUAUAUAAACGGCAUACAUACAAGUUUAUAUACGAGUGAUAAAGGGGGAACCCCAUCUUUUUUUCUUUUUGGUGUGAUGGAAUGAUUUGCAGUGACUGAAU
Radiomyces spectabilis is the source of this 759-nucleotide messenger RNA. RefSeq lists its product as uncharacterized. The record is from RefSeq and is a predicted model, not a curated record. The transcript has 2 exons. Bases 80 to 364 code for a protein of 94 amino acids. NCBI's taxonomy places the organism in Eukaryota, Fungi, Mucoromycota, Mucoromycetes, Mucorales, Radiomycetaceae.